ACGCCAAGGAGCAGUAGCAGCCGACAGGGACGUCACGAGCGUCUGGUGCAUGAUGGGAUAGCUGCUUCACACUGCCAUGUUGGUGACGGAUAUCAACACCUGGGCUUGCUGAAGCUGGACCCUUCCAGUUUGCGUCAUGGACGGCUAGGCGGAAGUUGGAAGCACGUGAAGGAGGUCAUGCAGCCUGGAGGGAAAAGACUUGUCUUCGUUGAUGGUCAGAUAGCAGCCGAUGAGCACAUCAAGUCAAACAUGGCGGCUGCUGAUGUCACCAGGUCAGCUUCUGACUUGAACCGUGUCAACAUGGUCAACCACGCCCACACUGGCAGACACAGAACCAGUCUGCUGGAACAAAUUCCAGUGGCGCGGUACGAUAUGCUUGAUAUCAGACGUGGCUUGGAAAGGGAAAACUGGAACAUUGUUCGUUAGCCCAUUUGAUGGAAAACUGGAACAUUGUUCGUUAGCCCAUUUGAUGGAAAACUGGAACAUUGUUCGUUAGCCCAUUUGAUGGAAAACUGGAACAUUGUUCGUUAGCCCAUUUGAUGGAAAACUGGAACAUUGUUCGUUAGCCCAUUUGAUCCUGAGCCAUCUCGACUGGUUAUUUGCAAGCCCAUUUAUGCUUAGAUCUACUUGUCUAUUCGUUUUAUCCCAUUGAUACUUUUUCGUCUGUUCGUCAUUAGCCCAUUUUAUGUUGGCUCCAUUAAAAAAAACACCUAAAACCUGAGAUAUUGAGACAAUUUUUGUGGUAUCAGUUGAGCCACACAUUUCAUACGUUCUAAAUUUACCACCCAGCUAAAGCCGCUUUGACCUAACUAUCCCCUAGGGCUUGUGACAUUUACUUCGGACUUUAUAUCUGGCUCAAAAUAAUUUAUUUAUAGCCAGUGAUCCGAUGGUGUCGUGUAUCUUUCAUCACGUCCAACAUCAUGUUUUCAAUGGUUGUAAUACAACAGCGGCCAUCUAUAAAUAACGUCGCCCUUUUUUUGUCAGUGUUUACCCGCCUCCUCCUCCCAUCCCCCACCCCCGAGCCUGGGGCACAAGAGUGUUACGUCAUUAAUUAAAGACCCAUCUCCAAAGUGUAACAUAUUAUUCUGUUGUUAUAGUGCAAAAUGCCAUGUUAUUUUUUUUUAAAUAAUUAUUAUUUAAAACUUCAUUAAUUUUUUUUAUGCGCUCACUGUAAAGCUUUAUGUGUUUGUUGGUUUCAAUUGAGAUACACUUUCAUGAGAUACGCUUUUAUGAGAGCCUAUAAUGCCCAGUAUUAUGACUUGCUCAGAUUUUUACUGACAGUAUUACAUGUUUAAUUAUAUAAUUUUUUGCUUAAUUACACGCUUACCAGUUGGUUUUUUUUUUACUUUUUAAAAUAAUAUUUUUGUGCCUUCUACCCAUUUUAAAAUAAACAUCCUUGAAAUUUUAUUUUUAUGAUUCAAUAAAUAGAAGAAUAUCUUGUUGAGAGGCAACUAUUUUUAAAGUGUAGUAGAAUUAGUAAAAUAUUUGAUUGAGGUCUAGAUCUGUAUAGUUUUAUAAAAGUAGUGUUUCAUUCUGUUGAAAAUGUUUAGAAAGUAGUUAAUUAAACUAAUCUGCUGAAAACGUUUGGAAACUAGUUAAUUAAACUAACAAAUUAUUAUUUUAAACUUAAACUUGAUUUUUCGAUUGAUAAAUCAUGAGUACAAUAAACGAUGAUUGAUUAAUUUG
Physella acuta is the source of this 1686-nucleotide messenger RNA. RefSeq lists its product as uncharacterized. Lineage: Eukaryota; Metazoa; Mollusca; Gastropoda; Physidae. The record is from RefSeq and is a predicted model, not a curated record.